Molecule: messenger RNA, 3482 nt
Organism: Triticum dicoccoides
Lineage: Eukaryota; Viridiplantae; Streptophyta; Magnoliopsida; Poales; Poaceae
Product: protein STICHEL-like 4
Exons: 6
Coding region: 144-3290 (1048 amino acids)
Biological process (GO): DNA repair; DNA-templated DNA replication
Cellular component (GO): DNA polymerase III complex; DNA replication factor C complex
Molecular function (GO): ATP binding; DNA-directed DNA polymerase activity; DNA binding
Source: RefSeq, a predicted model, not a curated record
CCUCGGAACGGAACCGCUCCCAGUCUCCCAUGACUCCAGUCAACAGCCGCGAGGCACGAGCCAGCACCCCGAAUCUCCCGGGCGGCCGGCCCCGAUGAUUUAGCCGGAGAGCUCGUCGCGGCCGGAUCAGCGCAGCCAGCGCAAUGCCGGCCCCGCCGGAAAGCGCGGCGGGCGGCAGCAGCGGGGAGCACCUCCGCGCCCACGCGCACCUCACCAACUGCAUCCACCUGCGCCACCACCACGCGCACAGCCACGGCAGCGCGUCCGGCCGGCGGCGCAGCCCCCCCGAGUCCUCCGCGUCGCUCAUGCGGGACCUCCUCGCGAUGCAGCGCUCCCGCUCGCUCCGGGACCCCUCCACCCGCCGCUCCGUCGACUCCUCCUCCCGCGUCGCCGCCGAGCCCCCCGAGCCGGAGGACCCCCCCGCCCCCGGCCGCGGCGCGCUCAAGACCCUCCUCGACCAGCUCGCGGAGGACCCGCGCCCCAGCAGGCCCGCCGCCCGCCGCCCGCGCCGCCGGUUCAGGCGCGGGGCCGGCCGCCGCGCCGCGCCCGCUGCGGGCGCGGACGCCGGCGGUCUGGAUCGCGCCGGCGCCUUCUCCGCCAACUCCAGCUCCCAGGAGGCCGUCUGCGGCAACAGGUACUUCUUCGGCGCCGGCGCGGGCGGCGACGACAGCGACGGCAGCGAGGCGCUGCAGCAGCGCCCGCGGCCCCAGGCGUCGCAGGACUCGCGCAACGUCUGCGGCAUCCCGUGGAACUGGUCGCGCCUCCACCACCGCAGCAAGUCCAUCCUCGACAUGGCCGGCCGGAGCCUCUCCUGCGGCCUGUCUGACCCCAAGUCGGCCGCCGCGGCGCGGAGGUCCUUGGCCGCCACCUCCGCGGCCUCCUGCGGUGUCUACGCGGACGGGUCGCGUUCGCACCCGCACUUCCCGGUGACGGCGAGGCUGACCUCCUCCACCAGCUCCGACUCCGACUCACUGCCGCUGCUCGCCGAGGGGACGCGGAAUGGCAUCCGUGCCAUUUCCAGGAGCUUCUCUGGGGAGCUCGGGAUUUUCUCCAACCAGAGCAGCGAGCUGGAUUCCGACCUCAUGUCCGAGGCGCGCUCGGGGCAGAAGUCGCGGGGCUCGCACCGUGGCCGGCACCGGAGCCUCACUCAGAAGUAUGCACCCAGGACUUUCAAGGACGUUGUUGGGCAGAGCUUGGUUGUGCAGGCGCUGUCCAAUGCCAUUCUCAAGAGGAAGAUUGGGUCCGUUUAUGUCUUCUAUGGGCCGCACGGUACAGGCAAAACAUCGUGUGCUCGGGUGUUCGCCAAGGCGCUGAAUUGCCAUUCUCCUGAACACCCUAAGCCUUGCGACACAUGUGCGUCUUGUAUCACACACAAUCUGGGAAAGAGUAGAAGUUUGGUGGAGAUUGGGCCUGUUGGCAACAUUGACCUGGACAGCAUUGUGGAUAUCCUUGACAAUGUGAUGCUUUCGCCGCUACCGGCGCACCACAGGGUGUUCAUCGUGGAUGAUUGCAACACACUGCCGCCUGACACGUGGAGUGUCAUAUCGAAGGUUGUCGAGCGUGCCCCUCGGCGCGUGGUUUUUGUUCUCAUCAGCCCAAAUCUCGAUCUCCCACAUAUAAUUAUGUCAAGGUGCCAAAAGUUCUUCUUCCCCAAACUCAAGGAAUGCGACAUUGUCAACACUUUGCAGUGGAUUUGUACUAGUGAUGGCCUAGAUGUCGAUAGAGAUGCCUUGAAGCUUAUUGCUUCCCGGUCAGAUGGGUCAUUGAGGGAUGCAGAGAUGACCUUGGAUCAAUUGAGUUUGCUUGGGCAGAGAAUUACAAUGCCACUUGUUCAAGAACUUGCUGGCUUGGUUUCUGAUGAUAAAUUGGUAAAUUUGCUUGAUUUGGCACUAUCUGCUGACACUGCAAACACGGUGAAAGCUUUGCGUGAUAUUACUGAGACAGGUGUUGAGCCUUUGUCCCUAAUGUCUCAACUCGCCACAAUAAUAACUGACAUCCUUGCUGGCACCUACACAUUCACACAGGAAAGAAUUCGAAGAAAAUUCUUCAAACGUCCAACCUUAUCAAAGGAGGAUAUGGAAAAAUUGCGACAGGCCUUGAAAACACUCUCUGAAGCUGAAAAACAGUUGAGGGUCUCAAAUGAUAAGAUGACCUGGCUUACAGCUGCUCUGCUCCAGCUUGCUCCUGAUAAACAGUAUGUACUGCCAAGUUCAUCGACAAGUACAAGUUUUAACCAGGGUUUGCCUACAUACCCUGAUGGUGAUAUAGCAAGGAACUCUGGUCCGCAUGGGUUAUCAAGAGCAUCUGACCAAGAAAAUCAGCAAUACAGAAGAAAUGCUAAUCUGGGGAUUUGUUCUAGCCAUGUCACGGCAAACACUUACCAUGGUGGAAGGGGACUCAGGGAACAUACACCAGAUGGCCAUAUGUUGUCAACAAGUGCUACCAGAAUGAAUGAAGGAUCUAAAUGUAGCAAAACUGACAACGAGAUGAUUUGGCAAGCUGUUCUAGAAAAUGUUCAGUCAGAUUCGUUGAGAAAAAUGAUGGCUAAAGAGGGACGGGUGAUUUCUGUUAGCCUUGGCACAGCACCAACUGUGCAGUUAAUGUUCAGCUCUCGUGUGAAUAAGUCCAAAGCCGAAAAGUCGAGGGGUCAAAUUUUGCAAGCAUUUGAGUCUGUUCUUUCUUCUGCUAUAAUACUUGAAAUCCGAUAUGAAUCGAAGGAUGGCGGGGAAGAUGUUGAGGAUACAUAUUCCAACAUCGCAUUAACGAGGUCUUUCACGAAACAUAGUUCAGUUUCUUCUGGAGGUGAGAAUUUAGUUAGCAGGCUCCAGAAAGGCAGAGUAGCCCAGGGUACUAGCUCAAAUCAGACAAGAUGGAUGCAAUCUGAUCCACACAUAUUGACUGAAGGUGAGAUUAUUGAAGUGGGCCCUUCUGAAAUGGAAUGGUACGGGGAACCAGAUACUGGUGCAAAUAUACGUCCUCUGGGAGGAACAAAUGAACAUGAUCAGCAAAAAAAUAUAGUAAGAGGUAAGGUAUCUCUUGCUCAUGUUAUUAACAAGGCGGAAGCUUGUUCUCAACAAGGAGGCUGGUCAAGACAAAAAGGGAUGUCAAUAACAGAAAAGUUAGAGCAAGAGAAUUUGAGAUUAGAGCCUAGGUCGAGUCUGCUUUGUUGGAAAGCUUCAAGCACUACUAGACGGAAGCUCUCAGCAUUGAAGAUAAGGACUCGAAGAUCGCGAGCCCUAUCAAGACUCGUCUUGUGCGGAAGGUGCAUUUCAGUGAAAUCUCCAAGAUAACAUGCCGCCCGCCGAGGUCCACCAGAUUUUUCAUGGAGCUAAAUUGAUCUCUGUGGCUGAUUCUCUGUAAUUGUAGCAACCUGUAAGAAUGUAGGUCAUUCUGUACAUCGUUUAACUUUAACAUGUAGAAGAAUGAGAAAUUUCCAUCAUGUCCAUUCUUUUCCCUGAAAUGGUUAGAAAUGCCAACAGCAA